Lotus japonicus is the source of this 1045-nucleotide messenger RNA. Its product is annotated as protein EMBRYO DEFECTIVE 514-like. Gene Ontology annotation, biological process: chloroplast rRNA processing; chloroplast organization. The coding region runs from base 39 to 680 and encodes 213 amino acids. Gene Ontology annotation, cellular component: chloroplast. Lineage: Eukaryota; Viridiplantae; Streptophyta; Magnoliopsida; Fabales; Fabaceae. The record is from RefSeq and is a predicted model, not a curated record. The transcript is spliced from 2 exons.
UUCAAAAAGGGUUACAGUUAAAAACUCAGAACCUUUACAUGGCGGAAACCGCUACACCGGAACCGGUAACCGUCGAGCAAACCACCGGGCCAGCUGCCGCCGUAGACAUGGUUGUAGAAAACGCCGUACUCGCCGGCGUCGAUUCAGCAGCGAACGGCGAGUCCAACCUGAAGCGGCCCAGAGAGGAUGAAGAAGAAGAGGGUGUUUCUAAGAUGCCGAAGGUGGGUGAAGAAGAGAAGAAACCAUCAGGUCCCGUGAAAUUGGGUCCCAAAAGCUUCGACUCUUCCAGGGAGAUGUUCGAUUACUUCUACAAUUUCCUUCAUGUUUGGCCUCCUAAUGUUAAUCUCAACAAGUAUGAACACAUGGUGUUACUGGAAUUGCUUAAGAAUGGCCACACGGAGCCUGAUGAAAAGAUUGGCGGAGGAAUUCUUGCUUUCCAAGUCCGCAAGCAUCCUAUGUGGAAAAGUAGGUGUUUCUUCCUCAUCAGGGAGGAUGAAUCUAUUGAUGAUUUUAGCUUCCGUAAAUGUGUGGAUCAUAUUCUUCCAUUGCCAGAAGAGAUGCAAUUGAAACCUGAUGUUAACAGGGCAUUAAAGCGUCACGGCAAAAAGGGUGGUGGUGGUGGUGGUGGAAGAGGAGGUGGACGUGGUCGUGGCCAUGGGAGAAGGGGGAAGUCACAUUGAGCGCAACGGUUACUGCAGGUCUUAGUAUUGUUUUAAGAUUAUAAUGUUUUUGUACACCUGACCAUAUUAUUUCAUGUUUUCUACUAGUAAUUUAUAAUUCAGAUUUUGGCUUUUUAUCAUAUGCAGUUAUAUUUCUUCCCUGAUCCUUUGCUGAAUGGUGGCCUUCAGUACAAUUUCAGUCGAUAAUAAGCCAUUAGGGAAUUUGGGUUUCUUGCACUGUCAUUUCUAUUAUAAAAUGACAGAGCACUAAAUUUUGGAAUAGUAUAUUUUGUUCUAGGGUAUGUGGAGUUUUCCAUUGAUUCAACGUUCUACCAUCCAUCACAUACGUUUUAGCUUCUUGUGUAAUGCAAUGAAUUCAUUUCUUA